Messenger RNA from Adineta steineri, 1119 nucleotides. Lineage: Eukaryota; Metazoa; Rotifera; Eurotatoria; Adinetida; Adinetidae. The record is from the annotation of a GenBank genome assembly.
AUGAUGUUUAAUCGGUUUCUUGCACCAUGUUGUAAAGAUUAUGCAUGUGAUUGUUGUUUAACUCCUGAUGAAAUUAUUAAUAAAGAUAUAAAUAAAAGUCUCGAACGAAUACGUCGAAAAAAUUUCAAUGAAAGAAAAUUACUUCUCUUAGGAAAUGCCGAAGCUGGAAAAUCAACAUUUCUUAAACAAAUGAAAUUAAUUCAUGGCCGAGGUUUUAGAAUUGAUGAAAAACGUCGACUUGUACCAUUUAUUUAUCGACAAAUACUCAGUGUUGUUCGAUGUAUUUGUCGACAAAUGAAUAUUCUUUGUAUUAGAUUUCAUGAUGAUCAAAAUGAAGAAUAUGCUCGUAUAUUAAAUUCACAAAAUGGUGAUGAUGAUGACUAUGGUAUACCAGCAUUAUCACCUCGUAUAGUUGAAGCUAUUAAACAUGUAUGGUCUGAUGAAGGUGUUAAAACAUGUUAUCGUCGACGUCGAGAAUAUCGAUUAACUGAUUCAGCUAAAUAUUUUUUGGAUGAUAUCGAAAGAAUUUCAGCACAAAAUUUUACACCAACUGAUGAUGAUAUAUUAAGAGUUCGUAUUCCGACAACAGGUAUUGUACAAGAAGAUUUUCAAUUUGCUCGUGUUCAACUUCGAAUUGUCGAUGUUGGUGGGCAGAAGACAGAACGUCGAAAAUGGAUUCAUUGUUUUGAUAAUGUCACAUCAAUUAUUUUUCUUGCAUCUCUCAUCGAAUAUGAUCAAAAGGUUGAUGAUCCUGAUGAACAAAAUUUAUUGGAAGAAAGUUUAGCAUUAUUUCAUGUUAUUCUUUCAUCCGAUUAUUUUUCUAAUGCAUCUGUCAUACUUUUUCUUAAUAAAACUGAUCUAUUUCCAGAACGUCUUGCCAACAAACCACUUCGAUGUACUUAUCCAGAUUUUGAAGGUGCAGAUACUGAUGUUGAUGCUGCAAAAGAUUUUAUUAAAAAUAAAUAUUUACGUCUAGUACCACCAAGAGAAGGAUAUGCUGAAAAAAAUAUUUAUCCUCAUUUUACAUGUUCCGUUGAUAGUAAAAAUAUUCGAAUUGUUUUUGAAUCGGUCAAAGAUACAGUCCUUGCAUAUAACCUUUACUAUUGGACACCAUAUUAA